Athalia rosae (coleseed sawfly) is the source of this 551-nucleotide messenger RNA. RefSeq lists its product as uncharacterized. The transcript has a single exon. The record is from RefSeq and is a predicted model, not a curated record. The coding region runs from base 39 to 359 and encodes 106 amino acids. Lineage: Eukaryota; Metazoa; Arthropoda; Insecta; Hymenoptera; Athaliidae.
CGUAUGAAUGCAAAAUUGAAUAUAAAUUCCAAGCAAAAAUGCUGAAAAACCAAUUAAUUAGGUAUCAAAGAAAGCUAGCUAUUUUUUUAGUAAAGACUUGUAACUUCAAUAGAUUGAGGGCUAGUCCCCUACAGUGGCAUAAUGUAUCCAUAACUAAUGACAAUUCAACAUCUGCAAUAUCAAAUGGAGGAAAUUCAGCAGACUGUGAUGGUACACCAGGACGUUGGCCAACAGGAAAGCGAGCUAACUUUCAAUUCCACCCAGAAACAGAAGCUGUUAUGAACAAACAGUUUGCAAUGGAAAUGAAAGCUUUCUAUUAUUACCUAUCUAUGGUGACUAUUAUAUUCAAUUACUCGUGAAAAGUAAGCUCUGUACACUUUUUCCAGAUUUCAACGCGAAUAAUAAUCAUUGUUCAAUAAACCACUAGUUGGUUCCCUUAGAAAAUUGAGUACCAACUAGUAAUAUUUGCCCAGGCUGGCUAUUUUGGCCGUGUGGAUGUAGCUUUACCAGGAUGUGAGUCAUUCUUCCUACAAAUGCACCAUGAGGAACAU